AUUUAUGAAAAUACGCAUACUUUAGCUGAACGUGCCUUAGAUACCAUGAACUUUGAUGUGCUCAAGUCUCGACCAAUUCGUAUUAUGUGGUCGCAACGGGAUCCUUCAUUACGUAAAUCUGGUGUUGGAAAUGUUUUCAUAAAGAAUUUGGAUAAGAACAUCGAUAAUAAAGCCAUUUACGAUACAUUCUCGGCAUUCGGGAACAUUUUGAGCUGUAAAGUUGCUCAAGAUGAAAAGGGAAUGUCGAAAGGUUAUGGAUUCGUUCACUUCGAAACCGAAGAGGCUGCAAAUACUUCGAUUGAAAAGGUCAAUGGAAUGUUGCUUAGUGGGAAAAAGGUCUUCGUUGGCCGAUUUAUUCCACGCAAAGAGCGCGAAAAAGCUUUGGGCGAGAAAAACAAAUUGUACACAAAUGUUUAUGUGAAAAACUUUGGUGAUGAGCUCAAUGAUGAGACCUUGCGUGAAAUGUUUGAAAAAUUCGGCAAAAUUACAAGCCAUAAAGUCAUGUCUAAAGACGAUGGAAAAUCACGAGGAUUUGGUUUUGUUGCGUUCGAAAGCGCCGAAGCUGCCGAGAAUGCAGUCAAAGCAUUAAAUGGAAAAGAAUUGGGUGACGGAAAAGUUCUAUACGUUGGCCGUGCUCAAAAAAAAAUUGAGCGUCAACUCGAAUUGAAACGCAAAUUCGAAGAAAUCAAAACAGAACGAUUGAGUCGCUACCACGGUGUCAAUUUAUAUGUUAAAAACUUGGACGACACAAUUGAUGACGAACGUUUGCGUCGCGAGUUUGAUCCAUUCGGUACAAUCACAUCAGCUAAAGUUAUGAUGGAAGAUGGACGCUCGAAGGGAUUCGGUUUCGUCUGUUUCUCAGACCCCCAAGAAGCCACUAAGGCUGUUACAGAAAUGAACGGUAGAAUUUGUGGUUCCAAACCACUGUACGUUGCAUUGGCUCAACGCAAGGAAGAGCGUAAGGCUCACUUGGCUGCUCAGUACGUGAAUCGCAUCAACAAUGUACGAAUGCAACAACUUGGGCAUAUCUUCCAACCAAGUGGUGCUGGCGGCUAUUUCGUGCCAACAUUAGCUCCACCACAACGAUUCUACGGACCACAGGUCACACAUUUACGAAGUCAACCAAGAUGGGCAACACAGCAACCAGUUCGUCAACAAGCCGGCGCUCAAAAUGCUGAUGUUAAAGUAUUGCAUCCAGCUGCAGGUGGAUAUCCAAAUAUCACCGGUGCCACAAAUGCACAAUAUCGACAAGCACCAACUGCCGGUGUUAGACAACAAGCCCAAGGUGGCCAAAGUGCACAAGCUGCCGGAAUCCGUAAUUCAGCACGACCAAUUACCGGACAACAGCAAGCAGUUCAGGGACGUCCAAUGCCAUCAGGUCCAGGUGUUCCACAGGCAAAUCAAGCUCGUGCCGCCAACUAUAAAUACACAGCAAACAUGCGUAAUCCACCAACUCAAAAUGUAGCAAUGGUUCCACAGGCAGCUCCUGUACAAGCUGUCCAUGUCAAGGGUCAAGAGCCAUUGACUGCAUCAAUGCUGGCUGCUGCUCAGCCAGCUGAACAAAAACAAAUGCUAGGUGAACGUUUGUUCCCUAUCAUAGAAUCGAUGUAUCCACAACUGGCCGGUAAAAUCACCGGUAUGUUACUUGAAAUCGACAAUUCUGAAUUGUUGCAUAUGCUAGAGCACAACGAUUCAUUGAAGAACAAAGUCGAUGAAGCUGUUGCCGUGCUUCAAGCUCAUCAAGCCAAGCAAGCUGUUACAUCUGGCGGAAAAAUGGAAUAAGUUUUACACAGUUCGCAAGCAUAUUUUGAAGCAGAACGACAACCAACAAAUUGUUUCUUUUUCCUCUGUAGAACCAAUUUAUAAUCGCAAUAAAAUACAUUCCGUUGCGUUGACAAAAUUAAUAAUGAUAACAACAAAAGUACACACAAGAUACCAAAAUCAAUUCUUACACACAAUACAAAAUUACUCUGUCCACUAAGUCCAACUCUACAUAAAAUUAGAGAUAAAAGGAAAGAGACGUUUUUGCGAAUACCAUCAAUAAUUUGUGAAAAAAAUUUUUUGAUUCAACAUUGUUUUUGAUAUAUGGACAACCCCUGUCCAACAUCAUAGAACAAUUUGAAUUCAAUGUUUCGAAAUGGGUGCAUUGAAUACCAUCAAAACAUCAUCAGGCGACUUUAAUCAAGAUAAAAAAAAUCUUUAUCCUUUAUGCGAUCCAAUGAAAUCGUAAAACAUCCUUUUAUUUUUUUCAAAAAUUCAAACCAACCAAUAAAAUUAUUAUUUUAUCUAAAAAUUAUCUGAUUGAAAUGAAAGCUCAACAAAAAUGCAAUUUAUUUAUCAUUUUUCGUUUGUUACAAUUUAAUUUUGUAAACAUUAUCAAUAAAAGGAAAACACAAUGGAAGAUUAUAAAAUCAAUAAGAAAAUAAAACACUCAAGAAAGGAAUAAAACAAAACAUCAGCAAAAUAAAAAGUGAAUAAAAGUUUAAGUUUAAUUGAAAAAUAAAAAUAAAAAAAUCCAUCCAAAAUCGAUUGUAGAUCGACCUUUGGAGAAAAAAAAAUUGUAAAACAUCAAAAUUGUCCAAAAAAAUGAGAUGAAACAUUGAUUCAGCAUAAAAAACUGCACGAAUUAGAAAAGUUAAAUAAGAAACAAAAAAAAACAAAUAGGAAUUCCUUU
Molecule: messenger RNA, 2674 nt
Organism: Contarinia nasturtii (swede midge)
Lineage: Eukaryota; Metazoa; Arthropoda; Insecta; Diptera; Cecidomyiidae
Gene: pAbp
Product: polyadenylate-binding protein
Exons: 5
Cellular component (GO): cytoplasmic stress granule; cytosol; ribonucleoprotein complex
Molecular function (GO): poly(A) binding; poly(U) RNA binding; mRNA 3'-UTR binding
Source: RefSeq, a predicted model, not a curated record